CACGCAUUACGGCAAAGAUAGACCUUCCACAUGGCCACCUAUUAGAAUAGCUUGUAUUUGGGGGUGGACUUACUAAAACCUCUAUUUAUCCGAAGACAAAAGCCCACAUUUGCACUUUAAAAGGAUUAACAUGGGCAAAAGUAAGACAACAAAGUUUAAACGUCCCCAUUUCAACGCUGUCGGACUGCCGGUGAACGCCGUGAAGGAAGUGGCGGCUGAGGAGGAGCACGGGGACGACGACGGCGACGACUGUCCGGCUGCAGAACUUUUGGAGAAAUUGGAGAGUCCCAGCGCGGACGUACGAGAGCUUGCGUGCGCCAGCAUCUCCAAGGUGGUGCAGCAGAGCCAGACCAUCCCGGGUCUCCUCCAGAGGGACGCUGUGAGGCGACUGGGUCCCAUGUUGCUGGACCGCAGCCUGGCCGUGAGGGAGACUGCUGCCGGAGCUCUCAGGAAUCUGAGCGCGUGCGGAGGUCAGGAGGUGUGCGAGGACAUGGUGAAGCGCGACGUCAUGACACCUCUGACAGCUCUGCUUCGAGAGUGCUGCGCAGGUUUCGAUGGUGCCGCAGUGCAGAUGAAAGACCAGAAGAACCAUGUGGACGACGUCGCCAACGAGGCUGUCAACCUGCUAUGGAAUCUUUGCGAGAGCAGCAACCAGGCGGUUUCCUUGUUCAACAAGUCAGGUCUCCUCGACGUGGUGGUCCAGUGUCUGGAGAGGCACCCGCACAAUGUGGAGCUGGCCACGUCUGCUGCCCACUGUUUGCACACGGUGACAGAGGAUAACCCCGAGCUGCUAUGUAGCAUCAACUGUGCUGUGCACGGAGCCCUGGAGAGCGUGCUCCUGUCAAAACAGCCCAGCAUGGCACACGCCCUCCUCAGGACACUAGCUUCAGGAACGUUGUGGAACAUGAAGGGAAGCCUUCCUGCCGCCCGCCAGGCUCAGACCCUCGCUGCCGUGCUAGCCAACCUGUCCCAGUGCCUGGACGUGGAGGCGAGUGAGCUCAUCCCUCAACUCCGACAAGCGGAAGAGGCGCGCUUCCACGCCUCGUCGGGUACGGAAGAGCAAGUUAAACGUGAGCUCACUGCCGCGGAGGAGAUGGACGACGAUGACGAGGGAGGAGCGCAACGUCAGAACGGGAAAGCCGGAGACGACUUCUCCGAUCUCUUGCCUAGGGAGAAGGAGGAGCUGAGGGAGGCGGCGGCCUUGCUGACGGCCCAGCAGACGUCCCUGGAGAUCAUCGUCAACAUGUGCUGCUCUGACGAUCCCUCCGACGACGAGUGGGAGGAGUCGUCGAGCAGCGACGAAAGCGAAAUAACCGCAGACGGGUUCUCCAAUCUCGUGUCCCCCCCGUGUUUGUCAGCCGAGGUGCAUGGGGCACUCAUCAACCACAACAUCCCCCAAAAGGUGCUUAAAAAGACGCAGUUCCCAGGACAGGAAGCCAUGGACGUGUGUCGACAGACCCCCUACUGGGGAAGCCUCAUAAAGAAGAUGCGGCGGGUUCAGUCGCGGGCUCUGACGUGCCUCCACAGCAUCCUCUCCAGCUUGGACGCCGACUCUCUGGGAGGAGCAGCGGCCCUGCAGGAAGCGGCGCUGCACCUGUCCUCGCUGGUCUUCGGGCAAGCAGAGAUCCCGAGAGAUGAGGAGUUCCUUGAGGCCGUGAUCAGCGCAAUGCGCUCCCUUCUGCAGAUGACCGCCUCUAAAAACAUCCCGCAGGUCAUAAGCGUCCAGCAGCUGAUGAGCCUCAGCGAAGUGGCCGCCCGCUCCCACGUCGUCAGCGUGAGGGUCAACGCUGUCGCCAUCCUGGGCAUCACCGGCAGCACGCUGGCCAAAGAGAGAGGCUCGGCUGAAACCCUUCAGAUGAUCGGGAACGCCUUGCUCCAAGUCGCCACCAAGGACGCCGACCUGGUGGUAAACGGCGAGGCCCUGGAUGCGCUUUUCGACGUGUUCGCGGACGGAGACGAGGCGGAGACGGCGGCGCAGAACAUCCAGCUACUUCCUGCCUUGAAGACGCUUCAGCCUGUCUUUAAAGCCAAGCUUCGUAAAGCAGGAAGAGACGCGUGCAGCCCCCAGCAGCUGUGCGUGCUGAACAACGUUAAAGUCAACCUGAGAAGAUUCGUGGGCUACCUGGAGACGCUGGUGAAGAAAUGAAGCCCACUGAGUGCACCUGCACUCAUACUCGCUCAUUAUUUAUUAGUAUGUUGCUAGCAAACAACACUUUUUCAUUUUGUUUGCUUACUGUUUCACUUUGUGGAGCGGCUAGGAUCCUCCUUUUAGCAUCACAUUUGAACGAGAGCAGCGUUAUCUGAUGUCCUGAUAGGUGCACAAAGUGCCUUAAAGCUGCAUUCUUUUUAAUGGCCAACAGAGGGCGACAUGCUGGUCUUUUAGUUGAGAUACAACUCAGAAAUACACAAAAAUUGCAUACGAUAAGCAACGGUGGAUCUUUGCAUGUUGCAUUAACUUGUUUUAUGAAAAACUUUUUUUUUUUUUUUAAUAUGCCUGCAGUUGAAUCACUUUGUUUGGCAAAUGCGAUGCCUUAAGGAAUUGGAAGUUACAAACGUUAUCGACUGGCUGAAGUUUCUGUUCAAUUUUCACACUUUGCUCCUUGCACACUUUUGAACAGGCAUUACGAAUCAAUCUGUGUAUUUUAUGCUUAAACAUGGCAAGAUUAAAUCAUGUAAAUUCUAAAUGUCCAAUUUUUUUGUGCAGGUGAACACUUUUCAU
Molecule: messenger RNA, 2719 nt
Organism: Dunckerocampus dactyliophorus (ringed pipefish)
Lineage: Eukaryota; Metazoa; Chordata; Actinopteri; Syngnathiformes; Syngnathidae
Gene: heatr3
Product: HEAT repeat containing 3
Exons: 15
Coding region: 131-2146 (671 amino acids)
Biological process (GO): protein import into nucleus; ribosomal large subunit biogenesis
Source: RefSeq, a predicted model, not a curated record